This is a messenger RNA of Naegleria lovaniensis, 1164 nucleotides long. RefSeq lists its product as uncharacterized. Lineage: Eukaryota; Heterolobosea; Eutetramitea; Acrasida; Naegleriidae. The coding region runs from base 1 to 1164 and encodes 387 amino acids. The record is from RefSeq and is a predicted model, not a curated record. The transcript has a single exon.
AUGUCACCAGCAUUAUCUUUCCUGCACGAUCUACUUGCUCAAGACGACGACAUUAAAUCAUCCACGAGUCUCCUCUCUGCCGAACAAUCACAACAACUCAUUGAAUAUGCCCAAACGGUCGAUGAAGAAACUCUCAUCAAUGAUUUUUCCGAUGCUAUUUAUUUCCUUCCGAGAAAAUUAUUUUCCGUUUUAGUGCAUUCUCUAACUAGUCCUGAUGAUGCCAAGAAAUCUGGAUGGGAUCACUCAGCCUCUGCUAUUUUACAAUAUUUUGUCAUUUGUAUGAGUUCUGUCAGUAAUUCAAUGAAACUCAGUGCGUUCUUUCCAAAAGAUGAAGCCAAAGAAGGAAAUAUCGUUGAAUUUGCCAAUGUGUUACGGAGUGAACAAAUUUUAGAACGACAGGAUGGCAUUGUGAGUGAAGAGUUGAAAUUUUUAAUCUUGUCCUUCCUUGCUUCAUUACUGAGUGUGAAAUCUGAGGGAAAUGUUCAUCCAGACAUGUUUCAGAAAAAUGUCAAGGCACAACAAGAGGCAUUUUCUGAGAAUAUUCAAAAAGCAAUUUUAAAUUUGAUACCAGUGCUCUUGACAUUGACAGAAUCAUUUACAGUUCCUGUGAUUAAUUUGAUAAUUGCCAUUCAUCAGGGAUUGGCAACCGUACAAAGGAGAAAUGCUUUUAUUGAUGAAUUGACUCUGGAUUAUGAUGCUGCAAGGGGUUUCAAUGAUGGAUUUUUGGCACAGUUUAAUUAUUUGACUCUUGAUAUUUAUAAUAGUUUGAUAUUUAUUCAAUCGGUCAUGGCAUUGCAAGAUCAGAGAAGUGACAUUAAUUUAUUUUUGACCAAUGACAUUAACUUUUUAGUGGAUAUUAUUUUGAGAGAAGAAGAGAAAUGGUCUGAAACUCUCUAUGCUCAAGAUGCAAAGAAAUUGAAAACAAAUCCUGUAUUAUGCAUGUACGAAACAAGAUUGAAUUAUUUGAAAACUUUACACUCCAUCACAAAAAGCAAACUCUAUUUGCAUGAAAAAGUCACCAAAGAAGUAUACAAACACAAAGAAAUCAUUGACAUUUUAAGAAAGGUCCUUAAUGAACCUGAACCUGCUGGUGCUCCCAAAAUCUUCUUUACACUCAAAGAAGAAGCUCUUGAAAUUCUAGACAACAAGUGUUUUUUCAAAUAA